This is a messenger RNA of Aureobasidium pullulans EXF-150, 915 nucleotides long. RefSeq lists its product as uncharacterized. Bases 46 to 915 code for a protein of 289 amino acids. The record is from RefSeq and is a predicted model, not a curated record. The transcript is spliced from 3 exons. NCBI's taxonomy places the organism in Eukaryota, Fungi, Ascomycota, Dothideomycetes, Dothideales, Saccotheciaceae.
CGACGUCGUCAAUUCGUGAUGCAUUAAGGAUAACAGACAUUCGCCAUGCCUUCUCAGAUCAUACUAUUCGACCAGUCCAGGAGUGCAAGCCACCUCCUCGCAAAAGUCUUGAGCAAACAACCAAAGCUAGAAAAACUUCACAGUCUCUACUCUGCUUGUCGUGGGAAGCAGGUUGAAUGGUUGACCAGCGAUGAUUGGGAAAACGGCAUGGCUGAAGCAGACUAUUCUGCAUUCAAAGCCUCAGCCAGAACAGCAACUGCUGAUAAGAUCCUUCUGAUCCACGACCAUCCAUUCAGCUCUGCGCACCCAGAACACGUGCAGAGUUUCAUCAACUCUUCUUCGACCAUCCCACCAAUACCCGAGAACUUCACGAGCAUACCAGACACCCUUUUGCUCCAUACAAACACAAUCCCUGUGCUUACGAUUCGUGACCCACGUCUUGCGGUUUCAUCAGCCUACCGCGUUCUUACCUCCUUCGGCUUCUCCCACGGUAGUGGACGACCAAACUUCCUCAUAAGCACAACUCUUGUUUGGCAGCGCAGACUCUACAAUUUCUUUUGUUCCCACGGAGUGCAGCCUAUGGUCAUCGAUGCCGAUGAUAUAAUGACCGACCCCGGAUACUGUCGCUUUGUUUGCGAGAAAUUAGACUUGGAGCCAGAGUUGGCUUGUAUAGAAUGGGAGAAAAUCACAGAAGAGGAAAAGGCGAAUAUCCAUCCGAUGUUGUAUGCUAGUCAAAUGGGAUUGUUGGAGUCGACUGGCUUGGACGCGAGUAGAGCGGCGAAAAAUUUGGAUUUUGUCGUUGAGGAGAAGAAGUGGGAUGAUGAGUUUGGAGAUGAUGUUCCGAUGGUGAGGGAGAUGGUUGAGUCGGGUAUACCGCAUUAUCAGUAUUUGCGCGAGCGAAGACUGAGGAUGUGA